Molecule: messenger RNA, 360 nt
Organism: Rangifer tarandus platyrhynchus (Svalbard reindeer)
Lineage: Eukaryota; Metazoa; Chordata; Mammalia; Artiodactyla; Cervidae
Source: the annotation of a GenBank genome assembly
AUGCCCCCAGCCCUGCAGCAGGCCACCGGCAACCCACGCCUCCGCCGGAGACUCCUGGACAGUCACGGCGAGUCUGGGUCAGUGUCCUGUGGGGUCACGGCUCCUUUCUCCUGGGUCCUGGUGCACAAGGUUCUGCUGUGCCUCCAAGGGUCUACUCCCCAGUCCUGUGUAAGUUCUGGCGGCUCUGUGGUGGGUGAAUGGCGACCUCCUCCAAGAGGGCUUCUGCCAUGCCCAGGUCUGCUGCACCAGAGCCCCCGCCCCUGCGGCAGGCCACUGCUGACCCAGACCUCCUCAGGAGAUGCUCACACACAGCUCUGUCUCAGUCGUGUGGGGUCCCUGGGUCCUGGUGCCCUUGUUUGA